AUGGAAAGAGUAAUCCCACCUCCUGUGGUUAAUUAUACUGCAUUUUAUGGAAAUGUGACCGAGAAAUCUAAGCAAGACUACUACAUCACAAGGAUGAGUAUUGAGAUUGUGAUGCUUCUGUGUUUUAGUUUUUUCUUGUGCUUUGUCACCAAAAUAUUGGGUGCCUUCUUCACGACACCCUCCAUCCGCGAAAAUGCCCGCUACAUCCUCUUUGUCCAUAUGCUGAUUAACGAUACUUUGUACCUAGUAUUGGGGUGCUUACUUGUCGUGUUCAACAUCCAUACAGUCUAUAUACCUGGGUCUCUUUGUAUUGCCAUGUACACCUUGGCCUCACUUACUUUUAGAAUUACACCUUCUAACAUAGCUUUCAUGUCUCUUGAACGCUACGUGGCCAUUUGCUUCCCAUUGCGACAUGUGGAAUUGUGUACUGUUCAUAGAGCUAAUAUCACCGUUGUGAUAAUAUGGAUUUCAGGAUUGCUUCCAAACAUUGCUGAAUGCAUUGCAAUGAUUCCAUCACUUCCUAAACUUUUCUCCAUGUCUAUGGUGUGCAGCAAGGAAGGUCUUCAAUCAAAUUCAGUAAAAAGCAUUAUAGAAUCCUUCUCAGUUUUCUUUACCUUUGCACUGGUCGGACUUGUAAUACUAUAUACCUACACCAAGGUUAUGAUAAUAGCUCGAAAAAUGACUUCAGGCAAGCUGGCUGCCCAUAAGGCUGGAAAAACUGUAAUGCUCCACGCUUUCCAACUCCUGUUGUAUGUGACAUCUCUAUUUACAGCUCUUACAGAAAAAUAUCCUAACGACUUCGUUGACUAUAUACCAUUAGCCAAAUUCUUGAUAUUUACAUGUCUGCCAAGGUUUCUUAGUCCUGUCAUUUAUGGAAUUAGAGAUGAAUUGUUGUACAAGCAUAUAAAAAAGUGGAACCCUACAAAUAAUUAA
Molecule: messenger RNA, 933 nt
Organism: Pelobates fuscus (common spadefoot toad)
Lineage: Eukaryota; Metazoa; Chordata; Amphibia; Anura; Pelobatidae
Product: odorant receptor 131-2-like
Exons: 1
Coding region: 1-933 (310 amino acids)
Biological process (GO): G protein-coupled receptor signaling pathway; detection of chemical stimulus involved in sensory perception of smell
Cellular component (GO): membrane
Molecular function (GO): olfactory receptor activity; G protein-coupled receptor activity; odorant binding
Source: RefSeq, a predicted model, not a curated record